Plasmopara halstedii is the source of this 1308-nucleotide messenger RNA. Its product is annotated as START-like domain. The record is from RefSeq and is a predicted model, not a curated record. The transcript has a single exon. The coding region runs from base 1 to 1308 and encodes 435 amino acids. NCBI's taxonomy places the organism in Eukaryota, Oomycota, Peronosporomycetes, Peronosporales, Peronosporaceae.
AUGGCAGAGAAGGACGAUGAAAUGCUAUCGGACCAGUCACCAUUUCCACCGCUUCAGCUUACAUAUGAGGAACAGCUGCAUUGUCACAAUCUUACUUUGCAAUUACUGGAGCGCACACUUCACAGCUACGACGAACGGCUUGCAGGCAUUACGCCCCGCCACCAUGCGAAUCUUGAUAGUGCUCGCUGGAAGCUGCAGAAGACGCAGAACAAUGCGUCAAUGUAUUCAGAACGUAUCCGACGUGUACGAAACGAUUUGCAAUUGCCAGAGGACAAAUGGGACGAUCCUAUGGUGCUUAUGAUGGCUGGUACAAUUUCUGCGCCCCUUGAUGAGGUCAUGCUUGGCGUUUCUAUCCCUACAUUUGAAGCAUUUAAAGUCCGAGGAGCAACCCUUGGUAACCAAAAUAUUGGUGGUGCAAUGCUUGCAAAACUGAUGGGUUCGACUGAAGAAAAGCCAUUUCAAAAUUUGUCUGUUAUGUACAUGGUGAGUCAGCUGCCGUGGCUGAUGAGCAAAGUAGUGAAACCUCGAGAUUUUUUGCUUCUUUCGGCAUCAGGAAUUGUUGUCACGGCUGAAGGCGAACGGAUAGGAUACGAUCUUUUGCAGCCCGCCCCAUUGCCGCAGUGUCCACCCCUUCCAAAACCUAUGAUUCGCGGAAAAUUCAUGCUAGGUGCUCUGUAUCGACAGAAAGUUGAUGGCUGUGUGGAUGUGUACAUCCAACAGUACUUGGAAGCUAAUGGUAAUGUAUUUGACUCGUUUGUCAUGAAUCAAACGUGGCACGCUCUUCUUGGGUUCUUUAAAAUUUCAGUUCUCGCCGAACACAAGAAACUGCAAUGGUGCAUUGCCAACAUGAAAAUCUCACGGCGAGGCAGGCUAGCAAAUGAACUUUAUGGAUACUCGAAGAAUUGCUCGCUCUGUUCUUUGGCCUUCGGACGGGCUGCACGUAGCCGCGGUAGUGACCAACAGCGUUGCAUACUUUGUCAAGCACCGGUGUGCUCGAAUUGCCGUGAAGAGAUUGUUCUUUGGGAGCUGAAACGACAUCCUAGGAAACAACAUCUGUUGGUCAAGAAACGGCGCCUGUUUACUUGUCACCCCUGUGAAGAGUUUGUUAAAAGGCAUAAAGCGACAGAUAUUGCAAGGUUUAAUGUCCAUGAACAGCUUACUCCAGCCUCGGACUCUAAUGGUGAUAGUAUUCAACAUACGUGGGGAAUUUUUCGCGGUGAGAAGAUGCCUUCGUGGUCCCCGACGAGCUCAUUAUCAAUAUCUGAUGAGUCGUUUGAGGUAUUUCGCUGGAGUGCUGAUCGCGAUUAG